Messenger RNA from Ostertagia ostertagi, 1074 nucleotides. The record is from the annotation of a GenBank genome assembly. NCBI's taxonomy places the organism in Eukaryota, Metazoa, Nematoda, Chromadorea, Rhabditida, Trichostrongylidae.
AUGCUGGCCAAAUGUCUGGGGAAGGUUGGUUCUGUCUCUCAAAUUGGGUCACGCAGUUUGUCCACCGAUGUGCGGCGUGUUGUACUCAUUCCAGGUGACGGAAUUGGUCCGGAAAUUUCGAAAUCCGUUCAAGAAAUAUUCGAGGCAGCUAAAACUCCUAUCGAAUGGGACCCCGUAGAUGUGACGCCAGUCAAAGGAGAUGGCGUGUUCCGGAUUCCUGCACGAUGUAUCGAAUUGAUGCACACUAAUAAGGUUGGUCUCAAAGGACCUUUGGAAACUCCUAUUGGCAAAGGUCAUCGAUCUCUCAAUCUUGCGGUUCGCAAAGAGUUUAACCUUUAUGCAAAUGUUCGCCCGUGUCGAUCACUUGAAGGUCACAAAACGCUUUACGACAAUGUUGAUGUGGUGACCAUUCGUGAAAACACGGAAGGCGAGUAUUCUGGAAUUGAGCACGAGAUAGUUCCUGGUGUCGUCCAGUCGAUCAAAUUGAUUACCGAAGAUGCGUCUCGUCGUGUCGCCAAAUACGCAUUUGAGUAUGCUCGACAAAAUUCACGAAAAACUGUGACUGCAGUUCAUAAAGCCAAUAUCAUGCGCAUGUCCGAUGGAUUGUUUUUGCACAUUUGCCGAGAGCAGGCAUCACAGUACCCUGAUAUUAAAUUCAAGGAGUCCUAUCUCGACACGGUUUGCUUGAACAUGGUGCAAGAUCCAAGUCAAUAUGACGUCCUCGUUAUGCCGAAUCUUUAUGGUGAUAUUCUGUCGGACUUGUGUGCAGGUUUGGUAGGAGGGCUUGGAGUCACACCGUCUGGAAACAUUGGCGAGGACGCGGCUGUAUUUGAAUCGGUUCACGGUACUGCACCAGAUAUUGCCGGCCAAGAUAAAGCUAACCCAACGGCUCUGUUAUUAUCAGCUGUUAUGAUGCUAAGAUACAUGAACAUGAACUCGUAUGCCCAGAAAAUUGAGCGUGCAGUGUUUGAUUCAAUUGCCGACGGAUCAGCAAAAACAGGAGAUCUAGGAGGUAGUGGUACGUGCUCGUCGUUCACGGCAGAUGUUUGUGCUCGCAUUCGCAACAUGGACUAA